AUGGACAAUGUGGGGUUUGGUUUCCUUCUUGGAAAUGAAUAUGAAAGAAGGAAGCAGAAACUUCGAAAGGAGCUGCAGUUAGAGUCCAGACACCAUUUUUCUCAGGAAGAGGAUCUGAGAGGUGGUGAACCUCACCCACAGCCUGAAGCCCUCUCCCUGCCAAUAGACGACAGAACAUCAGCCAAGGAGCCCACCCCUUCCAGGAGAGAUGCCGCCACUCUGACUGAGUCGCUUCACGACGGGAGACGCUCACAGGCCCAGGCUCCGCGCCGGCAGCAGCGAAAACGCUGGUUCAUCUGCGCGCCGGGUGAUCCCCGUUACCGUGAGGAGGAGCUCGACACGGACGAGGAUGAGGAGUUUGAGUCCAGAAGGCAAGGCGCGCACGCCGAAGAGCGUCCUGGAGAGGACAGCAGGCGAGAACGCAGCCAGAAGAGAACUCCUCAGCACACGAACGAAACCGAUUCUGCAAUGAACAGCGAUGACAGGACUCUGGAGUCAGAUCUGCAGAUGAAACGCAGCUUGAGGACAGAUCCAAGACCUGCGCCUGGCAGCGGCAAGGAAGUGGCUGAGCCUGCUACGGGACUCAUGAUUGGCGCAGCCGAGGAGCAGACCGUCGCUCAGAUGAGAAAAGAGCGGUACAAGCAGGAGCUGCUGAAGCAGAUUGAAGAACAGAAGAGGAAUAAAGUCAGGGAGAAGACCCUUGAGCUGAGAGUUGCUGCAACUGGAGCCACAGAUCCCGAAAAAGAUCCCGAUCGAAUAAAGCAUUUUGGGCCUGUAAAUCAGCAGCGUGCCAGAGUGAGACAGGAAGUCCCUCACAGACCUGGAAAAGACCCGGAAGCGAAAGUCGAAGGUCUAAAUCCAGAUGAGAGAGCCGGAGACUCCCGUGUGGAUCACAGUGCAGCCCUCAGGCAGCUGCCGGGAAAGAGAGUGUCCGGGAUCGGAGCUCGACCAAGGGUCCAGUCAGGGGACUGUUUCAGCGAGGAUUACCACAAGGACUUCUCAAACAUGCUUGGAGACAUGGCCGUCCCCAGGGUUGCUGCUUUUGAUCCUCUGAUUGCUCCAAGUGUCCCUGAGACUUACAAGACUCCGUAUGAUGCAGCGUAUUACUACUACGGAGCCAGGCAUCCACUGGAGCCGAACCUUCUAUUCAACCAGCCUGGUCUGUCUGGGAGUGCUGGUCAUUCUGGGAACAUCGUGAAUCCUUUUCAAAGACCGCCUCGUGUCAAAUCAAGUGGCCACCUUCAAGCAGCUGAUCAGCAUGGAGCGUCUCCUCUGGGUGGAGCAGAGCUCCACCAGGACCGGGCCAAGCAGAGGAGGGAGAGCAGCCAGAGCUACCAGGAAGCACUGCGGCAGCAGAUCGAAGAGAAGGAGGAGCAGAAAAGAAGAGAAAAAGACAGGAAGGUGGAGGCCCAGAUGUUGAUAUACAACCCCUGGGGGAGGAGUGGCGGCGGCGCUCCCAACACAGACCCAACGGGGAACAUUAUCUGCGACCUCCGAAAAAUGCGGCGGUUCAGCGAGAAGACGUUCAGGAAUCCUUCCCCGUCCCAUCAGCCUCCAGGUUUUGGGGACGAGGCGUCGCAGCAGAAGCUUGACGUGCAAAACGAAUACAAAGAAGCUUUGCAGCAGCAGAUCGAGGAAAGGAGGAGGAAGCAGGAAGAGGAGAGAGAACGCAUCAGGGAGGAGGAGGAGAAGGAAGAGAGGAGGCUGGCGCGGAGAGAGGCGCGCAUCCUGCAGGAGUACGAGGACGAGCAGAGGAGGCAGACGAUGAAGAGACGGGGAGGGCAGAAACCCAUCCAGCCGCCUGAAACGCCCCGGCAGAAGGUGGAAAAAGAAGAGGAUGCAGGAGGAAACGGAGCGAGGAGAAGCGGCCGCAGUCACAUCACGAGCACCCGAUCGCACCCUGCAGGAGCUCCUCAGACACGAGAGGGUCAACAGGAGCUAGACAGAGUGUCGUCGGCUCUCCGGAGGCUUUUCAGAGAAGAGCAGGAGCGAUACGAGGCCCGGCUGGACCGCAGGAGUCCAGAGGAGCCUCCGUACGCCGCCCCCACCCGAAGACGACCUCAACGAUGGACGUUUGAACGUCUGAAUGGUGGGAGUCCGUCAGGAGCCGCUAUGUACGUGAACAAGGAUCACAUCCGAGAGUUCAACCGGCUGAAAUACAGAGACACGGAUUCUCGUGAGGAGGUCCGAGCGAUGUUCCCCGACCCCCCCGCCGACGCUCCGACCCUUGACCUCCAGCAGCAAGCCCUGCUGCGCCAGCAGCAGCGCAGCAUCCGGCGCAUGCGGCAGCAGCACGGGAACGGAGCGUGGACACCCCUCCACACUGACCGCUCACUACACUCCGACUCCACCUUCAUCGCGUUCCACGGCAGCGCCGGGUCCGGAGAUCAGGCUCGCCGGCCUCCGGCAGAGGGUGGAGGCGCAGCGGGCGACUGGACGAGCCCGGACUGCGACGUACGCUGCUCGCCGGCACGUCGGCUCUCCUGCUCUCUGCAGACGGAAGUGAACCUGUCGGUGGUUUUUUGUGAACAGGAGCGGGAGGAGAGCGACGCCAGUCCCAGGUCGAUCCGGGACCUCGACGACCGGAUCUCCGUGGAGACGGUCGCCACGGAGCCGUGGCUGCGGCCCGGAUCGUCAGCCGCCGACUCCGCGACGGACGGUCUCCCAGGACGAAGAACUGCACUCAAAUAA
Molecule: messenger RNA, 2691 nt
Organism: Salarias fasciatus (jewelled blenny)
Lineage: Eukaryota; Metazoa; Chordata; Actinopteri; Blenniiformes; Blenniidae
Gene: cspp1a
Product: centrosome and spindle pole associated protein 1a
Biological process (GO): positive regulation of cytokinesis
Cellular component (GO): spindle pole; microtubule; centrosome
Source: RefSeq, a predicted model, not a curated record